Molecule: messenger RNA, 880 nt
Organism: Bradysia coprophila
Lineage: Eukaryota; Metazoa; Arthropoda; Insecta; Diptera; Sciaridae
Gene: Ccs
Product: Copper chaperone for superoxide dismutase
Biological process (GO): superoxide metabolic process
Molecular function (GO): copper ion binding
Source: RefSeq, a predicted model, not a curated record
UGACACCACUGAAAUCUUGUUUAACUGUCAGUCCUUGCUUUAUUAUUAUUUUCUAUCUGGAAAACAAAAUAAAAUCCCGAGAAUUUUCAGUGUUUUAGUUUCAAAUAAAAGUUUACCGAAGUUUUACAACCAAUUCGUAGCUUGUAAGAUGACAAAAACAAAGGUCGAGUUCGCUGUGCAAUUUUCCGGUGAAAAUGCUUCCGAUGCAAUAAAGUCCGUGCUAAAAGAUGUUGGAACAGUUGACGUUAAUCAGGAAUCGGGACGUGUUGUCGUCGAAACGACCAUUCCAUGGAACGAGAUCCAGCAGCGAAUUGAAGGGACCGGCCGUCGGGCUGUGCUGACCGGUUUCGGUGGAAAGAGUUGCGUUUCGAUCGUAAGCAGCAGUAAAGUUGAAGCAAUGAAAGGAGUCGUACGGUUCUGUGCCGUACCGGAUGAUUCUGGAUGUGUAAUCGAUGGGGUUGUUGAUGGAUUUGAACCGAAUUCAAAGGUCGCAAUCAACGUACACGAAUACGGAGAUGUUAGCAGUGGUUGUGAUUCGGUGGGCAAUGUUUUGGAACAAAGUUCUCGUCUUGAGAAGGUAGUUAGCAGUGACACAAAUGGACAGAUAUCAUUCCGUAUACUGGACAGUCAUUUAAAUGUCAGCAAUUUGAUCGGACGCAGUGUUGUGAUAAGCAAAGUUGGUGGUAAUGAGAGACUGGCGUGUGGAAUUAUUGCUCGAUCAGCUGGUAUAUUCGAGAAUUAUAAGAAAAUUUGUGCAUGUGAUGGUGUUACACUCUGGGAAGAACGAGAUAGAACUUUAGCGUGGCAGAGUUUGUACGGGAAAAUUUAACGAUGAAUUGGUUUCGGGUUUGAGAAAAUAAAUAUUUUUGCAUCACGGGAA